Fragaria vesca subsp. vesca is the source of this 1435-nucleotide messenger RNA. RefSeq names its product phosphoglucan phosphatase DSP4, chloroplastic-like. The transcript has 14 exons. The coding region runs from base 76 to 1200 and encodes 374 amino acids. NCBI's taxonomy places the organism in Eukaryota, Viridiplantae, Streptophyta, Magnoliopsida, Rosales, Rosaceae. Gene Ontology annotation, biological process: starch catabolic process; protein dephosphorylation. Gene Ontology annotation, cellular component: chloroplast. The record is from RefSeq and is a predicted model, not a curated record. Gene Ontology annotation, molecular function: starch binding; carbohydrate phosphatase activity; protein tyrosine/serine/threonine phosphatase activity.
UCUCUCUCUUUCUCACUAUCACAACUCACAAGUCACAAAGAAAGAUCUUCUUCUUUUUUCUCUGAUCGAUCAGACAUGAACUGUCUCCAGAAUCUUCCAGGCUCCUCUGUUUUGCCGCUCCGGGGUUUCGUCUGCAAUCCCCGCAAGCCUUCCGCCAAUACUUGUCUGGGAAUGAUGAGCAGUAACACUGAUCUACCCAGAAGCAUGGCGCUCAAGGCAAUUCCUGGUUCUACGCCCAGUGCUGAGACAAGUGGUGCUGAAGUGAAAGAGGAAAAAUCUGAGAUAUAUAGUAAUACCAUGACAGAAGCCAUGGGUGCUGUCUUGACCUAUAGGCAUGAGCUGGGUAUGAACUACAACUUCAUACGUCCAGAUGUGAUUGUGGGGUCAUGCCUUCAGACUCCUAAAGAUGUUGACAAGCUUCGCAGCAUUGGAGUGAAGACUAUUUUCUGCUUGCAACAAAAUUCUGAUUUGGAAUACUUUGGGGUUGACAUUGGUGCCAUUCAAGAGUAUGCUAAAGAAUUUGAUGACAUUGAACACUUGCGUGCUGAAAUAAGGGACUUUGAUUCAUAUGAUCUACGUCUCCGGCUUCCCGCUGUUGUUAGUAAAUUAUAUAAGGCCAUAAACCGAAAUGGAGGUGUCAGUUAUAUACAUUGCACUGCUGGACUUGGAAGAGCUCCUGCUACUGUGUUGGCUUACAUGUUCUGGUUACAGGGAUACAAACUUGAUGAUGCAGUCAAUUUACUGCUGAGCAAACGUUCAUGCUUCCCCAAACUGGAUGCUAUAAAAAACGCAACUGCUGAUAUUCUUACAGGCAUGAAAAAAAAGGCAGUCACGUUGACAUGGCGUGGUCAUAAUUGCUCUACAGUUGAAAUAUCUGGACUUGAUAUUGGAUGGGGACAGAGGAUACCUUUGGAGUUUGAUGACAAGCUGGGUUCAUGGAUUCUUAAAAGGGAAUUACCGGAAGGACGAUACGAAUAUAAGUAUAUUGUUGAUGGUGAAUGGACAAUCAAUAAAAAUGAGCCCGUCACCUCUGCAAACAAGGACGGUCAUGUCAACAAUUAUGUUGAGAUUGUUGAAGAUGAUGCUAACAGUCCUAAUGCCAUCAUAAGGAAGAGGUUGACGGGUGAUGAUCCUGAUCUAACGACAGACGAAAGACUUAAAAUCAGACAGUUCCUUGAAGCUUGUCCCACUGAUGAAUGAUUUACGGAAGAACAAUACCAAGGCCUCUGCAUGUAAAGGAGCAAUAGUAAAACUUAUAUAUUCUUAUACGAGUCAAUAGACGUAAUUUUAGUUUUGGUCCGAAUCACUACAUGUAUCAUGUUUGAAAUAGUCCUGGUAUAUAGUGGAUAAUCAAUAAAUCCAGUAUAAUAAAUGAAAUACCUGUCAUGGCAUUUUUGCCUCUGAUUUCCACUACUACCCUUGUUUUGAUAAUUAG